GAGGCCCGCUUCCUGCUCGGCGGCAGGGUGUGGUUGGCUGGCGACAGGAGUUCAUUGGCAAGAAAACCGACAGCAGAGGCUCUGGGAAGUACUCCGCAGUCUGGGUUCUGGUCAUACCAGGUCACCAGUUCCAUUGCAAAUGCUUCCCUAAAAUAAUUAGGUGCAAUGACUUCAGUAGCCCAGAAGCACUUUUUGGAAGGGCAAACGUACUCAGUCCCCCUGAUCCAACCGGAUUUACGCAGGGAGGAGGCUGUUCAGCAGGUGGCAGAUGCACUUCAGUAUCUGCAAAAGGUGUCGGGUGAUAUCUUCAACAGGAUCUCCCAGCGGGUGGAGGCCAGCCGGGCACAGCUUCAGGCAAUCGGGGAGAGGGUCACACUCGCCCAAGCGAAGAUUGAAAAGAUAAAGGGCAGCAAGAAGGCUAUUAAGGUGUUUUCCAGUGCCAAGUAUCCAGCUCCUGAACGGCUGCAGCAAUACAGUUCAAUAUUUGCUGGUGCAGAAGACCCAGCUAAACAGAAAUGGCCAAGACACAAGAUUCAGAGCAAACACCGAAUGCUGGAUGAGAAAGCUCUGCAGGAGAAGCUCAAGUACUACCCUGUGUGUGUGAGUGCCAAAAUUCACCAGGAGGACGAUGCAGAAGAAGGCCUUGGCAGCCUCCCCAGGAACAUCAGCUCCCUCAGCUCCCUGCUGCUGUUUAACACCACCGAGAACCUGUACAAGAAGUAUGUUUUCCUGGAUCCUCUGGCUGGAGCAGUGACCAAGACCCAUGUGUCUCUGGAAACAGAGACAGAAGAGAAGCUCUUUGAUGCUCCUCUCUCCAUCACGAAAAGGGGACAGCUGGACCGACAGGUAGCUGAAAAUUACUUCUAUGUGCCAGACCUGGGGCAGGUCCCUGAGAUUGAUGUGCCAUCCUACCUGCCAGACCUGCCUGGCAUUGCUGCAGAUCUCAUGUACAGUGCUGAUCUGGGCCCGGGCAUCGCGCCGUCUGCCCCCAGCAGUGCUAUUCCAGAGCUCCCCACUUUCAACACCGAGUCAGUGGAACGUUUGCAACCAGACCUUCAAGAAGCUGAGCUAAUGCCGCCUCCUCCACCACCACCACCUCCUCCACCGCCUCCUGUUAUGCCAACUACCGUGCCUCCUCCGCCACCCCUGCCUCAGCCCCCAGCCCCCUCUGAGCCAGCCCGGACAGGGAACGAGGAGAGCAGCAGUGCUGUGCCUGCAGCUUCAGUCCAGGGAGCCCCAAAGGAGGUGGUGAACCCCUCUACUGGGCGUGCCAGUCUCCUGGAGUCUAUCCGCCAGGCCGGUGGCAUUGGGAAGGCCAACCUCCGCAGUGUCAAGGAGAGGAAGCUGGAGAAGAAGAAGCAGAAGGAACAAGAGCAAGUGAGAGCUACAGGACAAGGUGGAGAUUUGAUGUCAGACCUCUUCAACAAGCUGGUGCUGAGGCGCAAAGGUAUUUCAGGGAAAGGGCCGGGAACCUCUGGCAAUCCUGAUGCUCCUGGAAGUCCUGCUGGUGCCUUUGCUCGUAUGUCGGACUCAAUACCCCCCCUCCCACCGCCACAGCAGCCGGUGGGUGAGGAGGAUGAGGAUGACUGGGAGUCAUAGAUGGGGUCAGUUGAGUAUCGGUGUGACCCUCAGGACUCUGGAACUAAGCACCUUUGUGAGACACCAUCUAUGGAAGCACCUCCUGGAGGGUGGGCAAGCAGGAGCAACAGAAACCAACUGCUGCUGAAGUUAUAGUUACCAGUGAAGGCUUUUCUUCUGCUGCCUUCUACUCUGCACCCACAAUACUACAUUUCAUCUCAAAUGCUGCUGCGGCUCACACUGGCUCAAUAAAUCCCGCCUUAGCUGGUGGGCAGUGGGGCAGCCUGUGCUUGGAGGACCAGAACUAACAUUGCUCCUGAUUUAAAGGGCCCUCUGUCUUUCCUAAUGUGACUGGUGAUGACUGCAAAAGCAUCUCUUUCAGGCAGACAGCCCUGGCCUCAUUCAUCUCCUCACUGCUUGCUGAAGCUCCUGCUUGCUUGGGUGUUGCUAGAUCAAAUGAAUGUGUGUGUAUCCCUUCUUGGGGGUCUAAUUCCUGGUGCCUCUGCACUUGGUUUCUUUCCGUACCUGGCUCAUGGUAACACUUUGCCUGUCUGAAAAAAUUCAAUAAAGUUGAAGGAAGC
Molecule: messenger RNA, 2159 nt
Organism: Pezoporus occidentalis (night parrot)
Lineage: Eukaryota; Metazoa; Chordata; Aves; Psittaciformes; Psittacidae
Gene: WASHC1
Product: WASH complex subunit 1
Exons: 13
Coding region: 166-1599 (477 amino acids)
Biological process (GO): endocytic recycling; Arp2/3 complex-mediated actin nucleation; retrograde transport, endosome to Golgi
Cellular component (GO): WASH complex; early endosome; recycling endosome
Molecular function (GO): actin binding; alpha-tubulin binding; gamma-tubulin binding
Source: RefSeq, a predicted model, not a curated record